UUACUUAUGAAUUUUCUUAGAUAAGAAACGGUUGAACUGGAUUCAAUUUUUAUCACAGCCCGUGAAAAACUUCCUCUGUACCCCGUCUCACAUGCCAUUGGUUAACCAGCAGACAGUGUGUCCAGGGGCGUUGCCAGCUCAUUGUUCUAAUAGCCUGUGAGGGAGGGAAGGAGGAAGGAAGAAACAUUUGCCAGCCAGGCCAGUGACAGAAAUGGAUUCGAAACAUCGGUGUAUGAAGCUGAAUGAUGGUCACUUCAUGCCUGUCCUGGGAUUUGGCACCUAUGCACCUGCUGAGGUUCCUAAAAAUAAAGCUGUAGAGGCCACCAAAUGGGCAAUAGAAGCUGGAUUCCGCCACAUUGAUUCUGCACAUUGUUACAAUAAUGAAGAGCAUGUUGGACUGGCCAUCCGAAACAAGAUUGCAGAUGGCAGUGUGAAGAGAGAUGACAUAUUCUACACUUCAAAGCUUUGGUGCACUUCCCAUCGACCAGAGUUGGUCCGACCAGCCUUGGAAAGGUCACUGAGAAAUCUUCAACUGGACUAUGUCGACCUCUAUCUUAUUCAUUUUCCAGUGUCUCUAAAGCCAGCGGAGGAGCUGAUCCCAAAAGAUGAAAAUGGAAAAAUACUAUUUGACACAGUGGAUCUCUGUGCCACGUGGGAGGCCAUGGAGAAGUGUAAGGACGCAGGAUUGGCCAAGUCCAUCGGGGUGUCCAACUUCAACCGCAGGCAGCUGGAGAUGAUCCUCAACAAGCCAGGGCUCAAGUACAAGCCUGUCUGCAACCAGGUGGAAUGUCAUCCUUACCUCAACCAGAGCAAACUGCUGGAUUUCUGCAAGUCAAAAGACAUUGUUCUGGUUGCCUAUAGUGCUCUGGGGUCCCACCGAGAAAAAGCAUGGGUGGAUCAGAACUCCCCGGUUCUCUUGGAUGACCCAGUUCUAUGUGCCUUGGCAAAAAAGCACAAGCGAACCCCAGCCCUGAUUGCCCUGCGCUACCACCUGCAGCGUGGGGCUGUGGUCCUGGCCAAGAGCUACAAUGAGCAGCGGAUCAGAGAGAACAUGCAGGUAUUUGAAUUCCAGUUGACUUCAGAGGACAUGAAAACCAUAGAUGGCCUAAACAAAAAUAUUCGGUAUUUGAACCUUCGUGUUCUUGCUGACCACCCUAAUUAUCCAUUCUCUGAUGAAUAUUAACAUAGAGGGUGUUUUAUGAGGUCUACCAGAAGGCCCUACAUGUGGAUGGUGACACAGAGGCUGUCUCUAUGCUGGUGACUGGACACAUUGCCUCUGGUUCAAUCCCUCCUGCUUGGCAACUUCAGCACGCUAUAGCAAAGCCCAAUGACAGAAAAUAAACACAAUAAAUUUUAUUUUUCAUUUUGAAAAAGUUAAAUGCUUUCUCCUAAAGAUUCUUCACCUACUUUGAUCUCCAGAACUUGUAUGCUUUCUUUCCUUCCAACACAUUAGUGCCUCCAAAUUGUGAUAUUCCUUUAAGUUGAGGACUGGGGGUAGAAGGUGAUAACAACCAUUUAAGACUCAUUUCGGCGGUGGGAGUGGGAAAUUCAUUCCUUUCUGGGAAAGGGGCAAGUGACAGGUGGUUAUCAGUCAGUACCUCUCUAGCUGUUGUAGAAAGAAGCACAGGCAGCAUGGACUCUGGAGGGUGAGCGAUAUCGACAGGGUGAUUGGCAAUCCAUGGGCUCCCUCUAGCAGCGUGAGGGUUAGAGCUUCUGGAGCCUUGGGAGGAGGCAUCCCUGUGGGAGGGGUGGUUAUGGAGAUGGGAGGGCACCCAUCAGGAAAAGUGAUUACGAGUCAGGUAUGGGGAGGUUUCAUAGGAUAGGGUCGAGCACACCUCCACCUGGAAAAAUACAUCAGCACUCUUUUAUUUGAUAAUAUGUCUUGUUCAUAAAAGGAAACUUUCCACAAUGUUUCAACAAACCCCACAGAUGAGGGACAGGCCUGGACCUUCAAUGUGUGCCAGUUACAGCAUUAACCCUGUGGGUCUGUGGUGGGGCAGGACAUCAAAGACGUCAUUGACUGAUCACAUUCCCCUGAAUAUCUUAUAUUAAAAAAUAUUCUUAGAUUCUAAAAAUAUGCUAUUAAUUUGUUAUAUUCAAUCUUUUAAAUGUUUUAUACAUUAAAUAAGGCAUAGUUACAAGCACAAAACACAAAAUAUCCCAAAGCCAUGAUGUGUUACUCUCAAGAUUUAAAUGGGAAAUAAUAUAUCUAACAAACAAAUGUUCCAAGUCUUCAAAAA
Messenger RNA from Cebus imitator (Panamanian white-faced capuchin), 2240 nucleotides. Its product is annotated as aldo-keto reductase family 1 member C1 homolog. Lineage: Eukaryota; Metazoa; Chordata; Mammalia; Primates; Cebidae. Gene Ontology annotation, molecular function: aldose reductase (NADPH) activity; bile acid binding; ketosteroid monooxygenase activity. The coding region runs from base 212 to 1183 and encodes 323 amino acids. The transcript has 9 exons. Gene Ontology annotation, cellular component: cytosol. Gene Ontology annotation, biological process: doxorubicin metabolic process; prostaglandin metabolic process; daunorubicin metabolic process. The record is from RefSeq and is a predicted model, not a curated record.